Messenger RNA from Drosophila serrata, 1021 nucleotides. RefSeq names its product defective proboscis extension response 7 (gene dpr7). The record is from RefSeq and is a predicted model, not a curated record. Gene Ontology annotation, cellular component: neuron projection membrane. Gene Ontology annotation, biological process: synapse organization. Lineage: Eukaryota; Metazoa; Arthropoda; Insecta; Diptera; Drosophilidae.
AUGAAGAACGUCUCCAUUAAUUUUUUGAUAUUAAAUUUCAACAUAUGCCUUCAUCAUAUCAAUGCUUCUACAUAUUUAAAUCUGAACGAUUUGGCCAAUUCGGAUCGUCCUUUUUUUGAUGAUAUAAGCCCCAGAAAUGUUUCAGCUGUCAUUGACGAAAUUGCUAUUUUAAGAUGUCGUGUUAAAAACAAGGGAAACCGCACGGUAUCAUGGAUGCGUAAGCGAGAUCUUCACAUUCUGACAACCAAUAUAUAUACAUAUACUGGAGAUCAACGAUUUUCAGUUAUACAUCCACCAAGCAGUGAAGAUUGGGAUUUAAAAAUUGAUUACGCCCAGCCACGCGAUAGCGGUGUUUAUGAGUGUCAAGUGAAUACCGAGCCAAAAAUUAAUUUAGCUGUUUUCUUGGAAAUUACAGAUAAUGAAUUUCAAAACAUUAAAACGGAUAGACGGUAUUACGAUUCAAAAGCUGCUCGUGCAAAAAUCCUGGGUUCGACGGAAAUUCACGUAAAGCGUGAUAGCACCAUUGCUUUGGCGUGUUCAGUGAACACACAUGCAUCAUCAGUAUUAUGGUACCAUGGAUCAUCCAUUGUCGAUUUUGAUUCCCUUCGCGGUGGCAUUAGCUUGGAGACAGAAAAAACAGAUAUUGGAACAACAAGUCGCUUGAUGUUGACGCGAGCUUCCUUAAAGGACUCGGGGAAUUAUACUUGCGUUCCAAAUGGGGCUAUACCAGCUUCAGUUAGGGUUCACGUAUUGACAGGUGAACAGCCAGCGGCAAUGCAAACUAGUUCUGCGAAUGGCAUAAGGACUAACAAUACCGCAAUGAUUAUUAUAUUCAUAUCAGUCAAAAUGUUGUUAUAUAUUUCAAUUUUUAAGGAGAGAUGACUAAACUAGACAAACGAAAAAAUAAAAAUUCAAAUAAUCUAAACAAAUUAGUUUUAAGGAGAACCACAUAUUCGAAUGGAACGAACGCGUUUGUAAUAAUAUUCAAUACAGAUACAAACAAUUAAUUAUAAUUCCUAUA